Papilio machaon (common yellow swallowtail) is the source of this 4225-nucleotide messenger RNA. RefSeq names its product fibulin-1. The transcript has 25 exons. Lineage: Eukaryota; Metazoa; Arthropoda; Insecta; Lepidoptera; Papilionidae. The record is from RefSeq and is a predicted model, not a curated record. The coding region runs from base 156 to 4064 and encodes 1302 amino acids. Gene Ontology annotation, molecular function: calcium ion binding.
AGCCACGGCACGCGAGCCCGCGUCUUCUAAUUUAUUCCCGCCAUUUUUAAAACUUCAAUAUCGUAGUGGCAUAGACAACGAAAAACUUUUAAUAUGACAGUGAUCCAGUGAUAUUAAUUAAUAACAGUGUUAAUUAAUAAAAAAAAUUAAUUAAAAUGUUCGAUAUUAAAAUGAAAUUAUUAUACAUAAGUGUUUUGUGUUUAAUUUCGAAAAAUUUGGUCGAAGGUCUAUCAUCGGAAGAAACAUCAGAGGUGACAGAAACAUGUUGCACACACGGUCAGUACGCGGCGGUAGCGCUGACGUCAUCCAGAGCAUGCUCCGGAGUAUCUGCACCUGAUGAUCUGGAACCGGAGUUAACUGAGGCUUGCUUGAAAGCCGCGAAAGGUUGUUGUGAAGAGCAUUUUGUAGAGAAGGACGACUGCGCUUUUGGAAUCAAAUUGUCCAGAAAAAAACAAUGCGGUCUGCCCAAAACCGAUAUAGGAAAGACGUGUUGCGAUGAAUGUUCGUUUGGGCGAUGGUCAGGAGAGUCCCAGGGUAUGGACGCCUGCGGCAGCGCUGCGGAAGAGGGAAUGAGCCCUCAAACAACACUAAGGAAAAACGCCUUCCAUAAAUGCUGUUUGGAAGCUUCGCAAAAUCCAGAAACUACCACAGAAACGACUACAACGGAAAAGAAGAUAGAAACAACAACAGAGAAGAAGAGAGAAGAAAAGAAAGAGAAGUGUAAGAAAGAUUCCUGUCAUCAUAUCUGCAAAGAUGGUGGUGGGAAGAUUAAUUGCGAAUGUCGAAAAGGAUAUAAACUAGAAGCGGAUAAUAAGACAUGCAAAGAUAUAAACGAAUGCGGUGAACUGAUGGAAGACUUAUGUACCGAAGAAGACACGGUGUGCCACAAUACUGAGGGCUCGUACAAGUGCGUGCCGAUCAAGAAGCGAGACGUCAGCCUAAGCUGCCCGCCCGGCUUUAAGCGGAACCUAUUGAACCAAGUUUGCGAUGACAUAAAUGAAUGUCAACUACCUCGGCCGCCGUGCCCGAAAUAUUUGUGUGAGAACACUAUCGGUGGGUACAAGUGCGCGGGGAAAGCGGGCAAGCCAUUUGAAGAGGCCAUACCCGGACAUACCACGGAACUAGCUGCAACUACCCCCACGGUCAAGAAUGACAUAUGUCCGCCUGGUUUUAGGGCAGGACCAGAUGACGAAUGUCUUGACAUAGACGAGUGCGAAGAACGAUUGGACGACUGCCAGCGUCUUUCCCAGCACUGUAUCAACACGCACGGCAGCUACUUCUGCCAGGACCACGUCUCUAAGCGUUGCGCCCCCGGGUUCAAGGUCAACGCUGUUACAGGGAUAUGUGAAGAUAUCGACGAAUGCGAAGAGAGUUCUGAGGUGUGCCGGCGCAGUGAAGUGUGCGUCAACUUACCUGGUGCUUACAACUGCAAGUCCAAAAUCAGUACUCUACCACAAUUAACGAAGAAGAAAUGCCAAGAAGGAACAAGACAGCGGCCUGGUGGAACAAUUUGCGAAGAUAUCGACGAAUGUCGUGAAGGUUCACACUUGUGCGAUCACUUCCAAAACUGUAUCAACACAUUCGGUGGUCACGAGUGCCGUUGCAAGAAUGGCUUUGAACUAGACUCUUCCUCUGGCUCCUGUGUGGACAUAGACGAAUGCGCGUUGAAGCUAGACAACUGUCAAAGCGGCUUGCACUGCCUCAACGUGUUGGGAUCGUUCACGUGUACGCGCAGAGCUGCCACAUCUUCUACCACUACCAGCACAACACUCGCACCGCCCGCCGCCUAUGACUACGAGUACUAUGACUCCGAAGAAGAUAAUACAACGAAUGUAGACAAAAUUCCUGAACCAAGUCUCCCAGUAACAAAACCCACUACGUCCACUACAACAACCACCACAACAACAACAACUACUCCACGACCAACAACCACUUCAACGACAUCCACAACGACAACAACAACGCCUGCAACAACCAGUACCACAACAACCCGUACCCCUAGAGUUCGGCCUUGGCCUGGAUACAAUCCAUACUAUCCCAGGCAUCUGAUUCCUACAACAAGGCGAAAUCCUUACACUAUACCAGACCGACCCGAGCAUAGAAGACCAGAGUUCAGGCCGAGAAGACCAGAAGUACCAAGGACUCCUGUUGAAGUAACAGUACCAACACCAACAAAUGUCACUACUAUCGAGAAAGAGAGAGAAGCAGACGGCAGUUACGGCGUGAACACUAGUGAUUUACCAAAAGAGAAAUGGACUAACGUCAUAGGAACGUACAAACCGGACCAACCAGAUUUUAGUCUUGAAGAUUUACAUUGUUUGGAUGGUUUCGAAAAGAGCCCUACUGGAGAAUGUGUUGAUAUCGAUGAAUGUGAAACUGCCAAACACAUCUGCAGCAGCCUCGAGGUUUGUCACAAUCGUCCGGGAGGCUACAUGUGUGACUGUAUGCCAGGCUUCCGGCGCGACGCGACUGGCUGGUGUGUCGUCAUCACUACCACAUCCACCACCACUACCACAACUACCACCACAACACCCAAACCGACCACCGUUAGAACUACCACUUCGACCACGGAAAGUACGACUGCCGUGAGUACGACGAGCACGGAAACACCCCGGCCGCCGCGCCCACGUUUUCCGUGGUACGCUCCGCCAAUGUCUUGUGAUUUUGGAUAUGCAUUCAGUCCCGCUAUAGGAAAAUGUAUAGACAUAGAUGAAUGCGCGAGUAAUAAAGCCAACUGUGCCCCGAAAGAGGACUGUGUGAACACUGAUGGUGGCUACCGCUGUGUGUGCGGCAAACGGUGCAGGGGAGAGACUGACACACCCGCGUACUAUCCGACGCCGAGAGAACCAUCGGUACUGCCAGAGACGAAUGUGAUAACAGUAGGAGCGCAGUACGGGCAGCGAGGCUCACGAGUCAUGCGGCCCACAUACAGCCGGGCAUCCUCCGGCUCCGUGCUCACGUCCUGUCCUUGGGGUUACAAACUUACGCCGGACAAACGAUGCGUCGACAUCGACGAAUGUGCCCGCAACGUGUCCGAUUGUGGUCCUCAGCAGAGAUGCGAGAACUUCUACGGCGGGUACUCCUGCCAGUGCCCCGCGGGUCACCGGCUGGUUGGUCAGCAGCGCUGUGAGGAUAUCGAUGAGUGCGCGUAUGGCAAUCCAUGCUCAUACAACGCCCAGUGCAUCAACACAGUGGGGUCGUACCGGUGUGCUUGCGGUGAAGGCUUCCGUAACGCGCCUACAAAUGAUAAGGUAUGCGUGGACGUGGACGAGUGCUCGGAGUCUCCGGGCGUGUGCGCGCAGGGCUGUGCCAACGCGUGGGGCGGCUACCGCUGCUAUUGCGAGCGCGGAUAUCGCCUGCACGUCGAUAACAGAACAUGUGUGGACGUGGACGAGUGCGCGGAGUGGGGCAGUUCGCGGGCACGGGGCCGGCUGUGCGGCGGGCGUUGCGUCAACGUGCCGGGCACCUACCGCUGCAGCUGCCCACACGGCUACCGACUGUCGGACGACGCACGAAGCUGCAUAGAUAUAGACGAGUGCGAGACGGGCGAGGCGCAGUGCGCACGAGCAAAUGACGCGGGGCUGGUAUGCCAGAAUACACGCGGCGGCUACCACUGCCACCACAUCGACUGUCCGCCAGGAUAUCGUCUCGAAUCCAAGCAUAAAUGCACGCGCAUCCAGCGCUCAUGCUCCGUCACCGACUGGGCCUGCAUCCGGCAGCCGAGUGCCAUCAGCUACAACUUCAUCACAUUCGUUUCCAACAUCUUCCUGCCCGCGGGUAGUGUGGAUCUGUUCACGAUGCACGGGCCGUCAUGGCGCGACUCAGUGGUGAGCUUUGAGAUGCGACUGGUGGAUGUAAAAGCGCCCAGUGGUGUCAAACCCGCUGACCUCACCUGCUUCGACAUGCGGCCAAGCGGUAACGUGUGCGUGGUGUCGCUACUGUGCGCGCUGGGCGGGCCGCAGGUCGCCGAACUAGAGUUGGCGAUGUCGCUGUACCAGCGCGGUCAGUUUGCAGGUAGCGCGCUCGCGCGACUCGUCGUCAUCGUCUCCGAAUACGAGUUCUAGGAUACCAUACCUGACGACACUGGAUCCAUAAAUGUAAACUACAUUUUAGCGCACUCUACAUACUAUAGAUACAUUUUAGGGUCUUUUAAUAUACCAAGAUUUAUAAUAUUCAGGUCUGACAUUUACGCUAUCUCUAUGUAUAUUAUCAUUUUCACAAUAUA